This is a messenger RNA of Rosa rugosa (rugosa rose), 3285 nucleotides long. Its product is annotated as disease resistance protein RPV1-like. The transcript has 4 exons. NCBI's taxonomy places the organism in Eukaryota, Viridiplantae, Streptophyta, Magnoliopsida, Rosales, Rosaceae. Gene Ontology annotation, molecular function: ADP binding. Gene Ontology annotation, biological process: defense response; signal transduction. The record is from RefSeq and is a predicted model, not a curated record. The coding region runs from base 1 to 3285 and encodes 1094 amino acids.
AUGGAUUUCAGCGCAGCUCAAUUCGGAGUCUCUUCCUCUUCAUCUUCUUCUUCCACCCAUUCGUUCACACACGAUGUCUUUCUGAGCUUCAGAGGUGCGGAUACGCGCAACAAUUUCACUGGCUAUUUGUACCGCAAUUUGGUUCAGGAGGGAAUUAACACCUUCAUUGAUAAUGACCUUACAAGAGGAGAAGAUAUAAAAAAGGAGCUUCUCGAAGUAGUUGAGAGAUCAAGGAUUUCCAUCGUUGUAUUUUCUGCCAACUAUGCAUCUUCAAAGUGGUGCUUGGAUGAACUUGUCAAGAUAAUUCAAUGUAAAGAAUCCAAGCAACAAAUAGUUUACCCAAUUUUCUACAAGAUAAAUGCGUCGGAGAUACGAUACCAAAAUGCCCAGGUUGGUGAUGCAAUUGCUCGCCUUAGCAAACACAAGGAUAACUUAGAGAAGGUGGAGAGUUGGAAGGCAGCUCUUACACAAGCAGCAACUUUGUACGGGUGGCCCAUCUCGGAUGAAGGGCAUGAAGCGAAUGUCAUUGAUGAAAUUGUUAAAGAGAUAUCAACCAAACUAAUGAAAUGCACCCCUUUAGAUGUGGCUACAUAUCCUGUUGGAAUAGAAUCUCGUGAAGAAGAUAUACUUAAGCUCUUAAAUGUAGGGCAAGACGAUCCUCACAUGGUAGGGAUAUGGGGAAUUGGGGGAAUAGGAAAGACAACACUUGCAAAAGCUGUUUUUAAUUCAAUUAGCCAUAAGUUUGAACAUAGUUGUUUCCUCGGAAAUGUAAGAGAAGAAUCAUUUUCAUAUGGAGGUCUUGUCAAGCUACAAAACAAUUUUCUUUCUAAGAUUAUAGAGAGGAAUCCACCUAAUGUAACCAAUGUUGCUGAAGGAAUCAGUGCGCUUAAGCAAAAACUAAGCCAGAAAAGGGUUCUCUUGGUUCUUGAUGAUGUGGAUCACUUGGAUCAGUUAAGAAAACUUGCUGGAGGGUGUGAUUGGUUUGGUCCAAGAAGUAGGAUUAUCAUAACAACAAGAGAUAUGAAUUGCCUAAGGGCUCAUAAAGUUAAUCCAAUAUAUGAGGUGAAGGAAUUGAAUCAUCAAGAAGCUUCAGAGCUCUUUAAUUUCAACGCCUUCAAAGGAAAAAAAUGUAUGGAUGAUUUCAUUGAACUUGCAACUGAUGUAAUACGUUAUGCUAAAGGGGUUCCGUUAGUUUUGGAAGUUUUGGGGUCAGAUCUAUGUGGUAAAACCAAGGAUGAGUGGAAAGAUGCAUUAGAGUAUCAUAACAGAUAUCCUAACCCAGAUAUUCAACAAGCUCUCAAGAGAAGUUACGAGGCACUGGAGGAUCGGAUAAAAGAAGUUUUUCUUCAUAUUGCAUGUUUCUUUAAAGGCGAUAAAGAAAGCUAUGUGAUUGAUGCACUACAAGGCUGUGACUUAAAUCCCAGGUAUGCUCUCAAAGUCCUCAUAGAAAAGGCCUUAAUAAAAAUUGAGAAAGACUAUGACAAUGACAAUGAGAUUUGGAUGCAUGACCUUCUACAAGACAUGGGAAAAGAAAUUGUUAGGCAGGAGUCCCCUAAUAAGCCAGGACAACGCAGUAGAUUGUGGUUAUAUGAUGAUAUUCGCGAAGUUCUUGAAGAAAACAAAGGAACGGAUAAUAUAAAAGGCAUCAUGUUGAGAAGAGGUUACUAUUCACAAAAGAUAUGGUUGAACAGCGGAAGCUUCACAAACUUGGAAAGUCUUCACAUUUUUAAAGUCGAUUAUGCGAUGCUUUGUGGAGAGGGCGUGGAUUAUCUUCCCAACCAGUUGAGGGUCCUUAACUGGUUUGAAUGUUCAUUACGAUCAUUGCCAACGAGUUUUAAUCCGAGGAAACUCAGUAUACUGCACAUGGGUGGGCCCGGCACGACCCAACUAGCCGAGGGAUUGAAGAAUAUGCGAUAUUUGAAAUCUAUCAAAUUGUCGUUCUGUGAUGGUCUGACAAGAAUUCCCAACUUGUCUGGAUUAAAAAGCUUGGAGUAUUUGAAACUGUCUUAUUGUAAAGAUUUAGUUGAAGUUGAUCCUUCGGUUGGCCGUCUCGAUAAGCUCGCCUAUUUGAAACUUAGUGCUUGUGGAAAGCUCCAGAUGUUUCUAAAGAGGAUCAACUUGAAAUCUUUGGAAACUCUGAGUCUCUCUGAUUGCCCGCUUAAGUUCUUCCCAGAAAUUGAGGAAGACAUGAAGUCUUUGAAGCACCUGGAUCUAAGGAGGACUGACAUCAAAGAGUUACCUUGCUCAGUUGGAAAUCUCACUGGCCUUAAAUCCUUGUCUCUACUUUGCUGUGAUAAUCUUACAAAUGUACCAUCAAGCAUUUUCUAUGAAUUGCAACAUCUGGAGGAUCUUAAUCUAACAAGCUGCUCUAACCUUGUUACAUUUCCAACAAAGUCAGAAUCACUUCCUCCACCGGUCUUUUCAACUAUCCUGACGAGAUUACAAGUUCGUCUGGACUAUUGCAGGCGGCUUGAAGAAAUUUCAGAAUUUCCACGAGAAAUAGAUUUCUUAUCUUUGGAAGGUUGUCGUUCAUUGGAAAGAAUUUCAAAGUUGUCAAGAAUUUUGGAGGGUAAAGAUUCAAAAAUGUUCGAUUGGUUGGACUUGACUGACUGCUGGAGACUCUGCAGCAAUCUGGCUCAUCGAGUGGUAUCAAAGGUAGAAGUUGACAAGCGACUAUUUAAUCUGGCCAAGAAGAGAAACAAGAUGACAUCAUCACCAUUUGCGGGAACCAAAGAAUUCAUGGGAGAGGCAGAGAAAUUUACGGCUCUAUUGACUCUUUUUUUCUCUUGUGCCAAAUCUGAAGAAUUCCAAGUACAAUUUCCCUCAAGUGCUUGGAUUCCGAUUCCAAACUGGUUCACCAGCUAUGAAGAUGUGAAUUGGGAUGUGAAAUGGGAUGAGAAUGGGGAUGUGGAAUGGGAUGUGAAUUGGGAUGUGAGUAGUGAAGUGAUAAUUAUAGAGCAUGAGUUUUGCAUUGAAAUUCCUCAAAACUCCAAUUGGGACAACAAAGGGUUGGCUCUCUGUAUUCAACCGUGUGUUUUUGAGGUCACUCAUUUUCUUUACAUCAAUGGAAUGAAGUUUGAUGAGAAAUUCAUGUCAAGGAAUAAAGGGUGGGUGCAUUAUAUUCCAUUCGUUACAAUAAUAAGGAGGUUGAGUGAGUGUGGGAUGCCGCCACCUAAUAUGUUUCGAGUUAUGUUUCGUUUUGAAGAUAAUCGUAUCAAUCAUUUCAUUUUGGAGGGAAGCUGGGGAGUCCACCUUAUCGAAGAUUUGGAAGGAGAAGGCCGAUGA